Messenger RNA from Engraulis encrasicolus (European anchovy), 4305 nucleotides. RefSeq names its product ubiquitin specific peptidase 33 (gene usp33). Gene Ontology annotation, biological process: protein deubiquitination. Gene Ontology annotation, molecular function: cysteine-type deubiquitinase activity; zinc ion binding. Gene Ontology annotation, cellular component: cytoplasm. The record is from RefSeq and is a predicted model, not a curated record. Lineage: Eukaryota; Metazoa; Chordata; Actinopteri; Clupeiformes; Engraulidae. The coding region runs from base 334 to 3108 and encodes 924 amino acids. The transcript has 24 exons.
UGGCAGUGGGCACGGCUCGCAGUGCUAGCUAGCUCUACAUAGCGUUUCACUUAUUUCUCCCAUUUCUCCCAUUCACUUUACAUUACAGGGCAUUACUACAGAACCGGAAGGAGCAGCUUGCAAGUGUCAUAGCACAAACGUUAGUGGAUCAACCUGGAAGUUCAGUGCGGCCCUUCGCUCCCUUACGUCGGUCGGUGAAAUAUUUCUUUGAACAGGUGAAGCUGCCCAUAUUUGCAGCAUGUAACGGAAUAUAUGAAGAUACGUUUGACCAACUGAGCCGGAACGAUUCAUCCCAACCAUCACUGUCUUCAACUGGUAGUGUGUAAGUGAGUGAUGCCUGCAGGAUCGAGCAGUGACUGUCCUCACCUUGAGUGUGUAGGUGAGAUCACCAAAGAAGAACUUAUCCAGAAGUCUCAUGGCCAGUGCCAGGAUUGCAAAGUUGGUGGACCAAACCUCUGGGCUUGCUUGGAGAAUGGCUGUGCUUAUGUGGGCUGUGGAGAAUCCCAUGCUGACCACAGCACUGUCCACUCUCAGGAGACGCGGCACAACCUGACGGUGAACUUGACGACGUUGCGUGUGUGGUGCUAUGCCUGUGGGAAGGAGGUGUUUCUGGAACGUAAGCUGGGCCCGCGCUGCCCCGCCCAAACACCAAGCACCAAGCCCCUCUCCCCUCUGCAGACACCUAGCCAGGAGAGCAGUAGAGUGCCUGGCAGCCCCACCUCCCUGAGGGUGCAGCAAGCUGGACCCUGCGAAGACAUGGACAUGGAGACGGAGGAGGAGGAGGAAAUCCGCGCCAGAGGUCUUACGGGGCUGAAGAACAUUGGCAACACCUGCUACAUGAACGCAGCCCUGCAGGCCCUCUCCAACUGUCCUCCAUUGACCCAGUUCUUCGUGGAGUGCGGGGGCCUGGUGCGGACUGACAAGAAGCCAGCCCUCUGCAAGAGCUACCAGAAGCUGGUCGCAGACCUGUGGCACAAGAGCAAGCCCCCAUAUGUUGUGCCGACAAAUCUGUUUCAGGGAAUCAAGGCAGUCAAUCCCAUGUUUAGAGGAUACUCCCAACAGGACUCCCAGGAGUUCCUCCGCUGCUUGAUGGACCAGCUGCACGAAGAACUGAAAGAGGCGCUCCCCGAGCCGGACGACCAGAAUGGCUCCGUACUGGCCAUGGACGAGGGCCUGGCCGAGGACAGCAGCAGCGACAGCCGCAGCCAGCAGUCUGACAACGACUUCCAGUCCUGCGAGUCGUGCGGCAGCAGUGAGCGGGCCGACAGCGAGGCGGCCGCGGGAGACCCCGGUGCUGCCAACACGGCAGGGGUCGAAGGGCAGCACUGCCCAGACGAGCCCAACGAGGCGGAGCUGCUCAUCCCGGAUGAGGCCCAGGCCAACCGGCAUUGGCAGAAGGAGAAGAACCUCAUCAACGACCUGUACCGCGCCGGCUCCCAGACCGACCUGGACAAGGACGUGGACACAGCCAGCGAACACACGCCCAUCAUCAGCAGCCAGGGAGCCAUCAAGAGCCGAAACUCAGAGGGGUGUCCUGAGUCACAGAUCACCUCCACGAGCAACAUGCGCCCCCACAGCCCUAGUCCCUCUGAUGCCAUGCUGCCCAAGAUCUCCAGCAGCCCGCCCAAAUCAACAGCUGUGUGGCCCGGCAUCACCACGACUCACAAAAAAGUGCCCAUGUUUGCCCCAGCUAAGAGCAGACAUCAGAGAAAAUACCGCAGCGUAAUCUCAGACAUCUUUGAUGGCACUAUUGUCAGCUCGGUGCAGUGUCUGACCUGCGACAGGGUGUCGGUCACCCUAGAGAACUUCCAGGAUAUCUCGCUGCCCAUCCCGGGUAAGGAGGACCUGGCCAAGCUGCACUCAUCCUCCCACCAGACGGCCCUGGUGAAGGUGGGCUCGUGCGGAGAGGCCUACGCGCCACAGGGCUGGAUCGCCUUCGUCAUGGAGUACAUCAAGAGUUGGUUCUGGGGACCUGUUGUAACUCUACAAGACUGUCUGGCCGCUUUCUUUGCCAGAGAUGAACUGAAGGGAGACAAUAUGUACAGCUGUGAAAAAUGCAAGAAGUUACGGAACGGGGUCAAGUUCUGCAAAGUGCAGAGUCUGCCGGAGAUUUUGUGCAUCCAUCUGAAGCGCUUCAGGCACGAGCUGAUGUUCUCGACCAAGAUCUCGACGCACGUCUCCUUCCCCCUGGAGGGUCUGGAUCUGCAGCCCUUCCUGGCCAAAGACUGUGCUGCACAGACCAGCACCUACGACCUCCUGUCUGUCAUCUGCCAUCACGGCACCGCCAGCAGUGGACAUUACAUUGCUUACUGCCGGAACGACACAAACAACUUGUGGUACGAGUUUGACGACCAAAGCGUCACGGAAGUUUCAGAGUCGUGUGUCCAAAACGCUGAGGCCUAUGUAUUGUUCUACAAGAAGAGUAACGAGGAGGCGUUGAAGGAGCGGCGGCGGGUCAACAGCCUGGUGAGCCUGAUGGAGCCCAGCCUGCUGCAGUUCUACGUCUCACGUCAGUGGCUCAACAAGUUCCGCACCUUCGCAGAGCCGGGUCCCAUCUCCAACAACGACUUCCUCUGUGCUCAUGGUGGGGUGCCGCCGCAUAAAGCAUCUUUCAUUGACGACCUGGUGGUGAUGCUGCCUCAAAAUGUCUGGGACCAUCUCUAUAGCCGGUACGGAGGAGGGCCUGCUGUCAACCACUUGUAUGUCUGCCACACCUGUCAGAUGGAGAUAGAGAAGUUGGAGAAAAGACGCAAGAAUGAGCUGGACAUAUUUGUCCGGCUGAAUAAGGCAUUCCAGGAGGAGAAGUCUGCUGUGGUCAUUUACUGCAUCAGCAUGCAGUGGUUUCGCGAGUGGGAGAGCUUUGUCAAAGGCAAAGACAGUGAAGUUCCAGGGCAAAUUGACAACUCCAAGAUUGCAGUGAACAAGAAUGGCCACAUCACGCUUAAACAAGGCGCCGACUCCGGACAGAUUUCCGAGGAGACGUGGAACUUCCUCCAUUCCAUCUAUGGCGGCGGACCGGUUGUGACCAUGAGGUCCAGUGUAGGGCAUCAGGAGACGGAAGCCUCCCAGGCAGAGGAGAAGAUUGAGGUGGAGACACGCACAGUCUAGCCCAGAUCCCCUGCCUCUGCCUUCCUCCUACUACCGAUCAUUCCCUAGCAUAGGACACAACACCUGAUCACAUUCUCACAAGAAAAGGAAAACGGAAAAAGGACUUUUUUUUGCACUUGACUUUUUUUAUUAAUUAUUAUUAUUAUUAUUAUUAUUAUUAUUAUUAUUAUAUAUUAUUAUUUGUGUCCAAAGCUGCAUCUGCUUGUAUGACCCACCUCAUGCUAUCAUGAAUCCUGUCUCUUGACUGAUCUCCUCGGACUGCUGAAGAAGAAUCUGGUGAAGAUCAGAAUCGCACUGGUGAAUACUGUCAAACUGUCGGGUUGUGUCUGUUAAAAAAAAAAUUAAGCAUUUUAAUUUUCCUGUGUGCAGCUGAAGACUUGACUGAUUUGCGACAGUUUUCCUUUCCAUGAUCAAAUAGCUGAAAUGUCAACCUUAAUGUUCUUGUGUAAUUGAAUACAGUUAAAAAAUUACAAUGCAUCUGUAGAUAAUGGUCCAGGUACUCCUUCCAUACUCUAAAGUGUCGUUGUAGUGAGUGAACAAAGAAGGAAGCUCUUGUUUUGCAAUUGUGAUGAGCAAAAUCAAAAAGGUUAAGGGAUAAUAAGUACUUACAAAGUAGUCUCAGGAAAGAUUUUUUUUUACUGUACUGUAGACUCAAUGCCGCAUGCUAUCACUAAUGUCUGAUCUGUAUUUGAAUGUACCUGUACUUAAAAAGUAUGAUGAGUUUCUGCGCUAAAUGUUAUUUAUCCCAAAUGGGUGUGACUUAAUAUAAUGUUUAUAGAUUUUUGUAGAAAAUGUUUGGCAAGCCAAAAUCGGUGAACAUGCAUGCUUAACAGGGAAAUGUUGGCACACUGCUAUAAUGGCAGAUAUGACCUGGCCAUGUUAAAUUCAGUGAAAAGUCGCAUGCACAUGCAAAAAAAAAAAAAAAAACGUAUGGAGCACACACAUUUGCACCUCAGCUAAAAGACAUCCACAUAAUACUACCGGGCCUUUUGAACAUAUUACUUUGGCUAUAUCUAUUGGCUAAAUUAAUGCAUAUGAAUUUGCUGAAGGCCAUAAAUUGUCAAUGUUAUGACUGGAAAGAUGAUCAGAAUGCCACUUGUACAAGGGGAAGAAUGCAAACAGAAGUUUCUCAAAUGAUGAUUUGUUUGUCAUUGUUAUAUUUUUCUUGCUGGAUUACAUUAAAUGCAAAGAAAUUGA